Messenger RNA from Coregonus clupeaformis (lake whitefish), 3099 nucleotides. RefSeq names its product cleft lip and palate transmembrane protein 1-like protein. The transcript has 17 exons. Gene Ontology annotation, cellular component: membrane; endomembrane system. Bases 173 to 1855 code for a protein of 560 amino acids. Lineage: Eukaryota; Metazoa; Chordata; Actinopteri; Salmoniformes; Salmonidae. The record is from RefSeq and is a predicted model, not a curated record.
AGACCACCGAACCAUCUGCGUAUUCCAGAGCUGCCUCGAUACAGUUCUGGGUUGCUGGAAGAUGCCUUUGCGGCAUGAUGCGCCUGAUUUGACAAAUUGUAUAUUUUCUGAUGAUAUCAUUGACCAUCGGUGACGCACCUUUAUGGAACCAUACCGUUCGCUUUAGCUGUCAAUGUCCACCAUUCGUUUUUGUCGUUUUUUAAUUAUUUGUACAUUUCAGACCAGUAUGUUCCCUUCGUGCUAUUCAAAGCCGACGAGUUCAAAGGACCUAUUCAAAAGGACUUCUCUGACAAAGAUAUUACUAGGAGUGUUCGUCGUGUAUAUGUUACACACCUGCUGGGUGAUCUAUGGCUUCGUGUACACCAAGCCUUGUGAGAGAGGUAAAGGAGACUGCAUUUCUUCCUACCUUGCAGAAAGACCCCGUCUCCAGCUCAGCAUUUUCUCCAGUUUGAGGCCUGACGACAGUGAACUCAACCUCAUCAUCAAGAUAGAUGACUUUGACAUACAUUCUAAUUUUGAAAGGGUGGUGAAUGUAUCCCUGCCAUUGGCAACACGUAACAACGGGACUCUGCACACAUUGGUUUAUGUACACAAGUUUGGAGUGUCUCCCUUGCAGGAUAACCGGCAGGUCCAUCAUGUUGCCCAGCUCAGCACCUACAUGCUGUCCAAAGGAAAUCUCAGCUCUGCUAAAGAGAUCCUCAAAAAACAUGCUGUCACUGCUCCUCGAGUUGUAGACCGACCCAUCUCUCACUGGAGGUCCCGUCUAACCCUAAACAUGAUGUCAGAGGACUUCACCUUCAACAGAGGGACCUUGCCAAGUGAUGUCCGGCGCUACAUGAGAGUAUUUCAGGAUGAGAACAGGAUGGUAUAUCUCCCACUUUUACACAUUGAUGAACUCAGCGUCAGGGUAAAGGAUAUGAUGGAGAUUAACGGCUCCACAACCAAACUACCUCUUACAAUAUCCUACGAAGGCCUAUCACUGAGGCAAUUCCGUUUCUGGAUCCACAUGCAGGAUGUAAUGUUUUCACUGAAACAUUUUGGGUUCACUGAGGUGAAUAUAGAUGAAAUCAAAGGUGUUCUUGUGGACAACAACUUAUACCUGUUAGCAUUGACUACCCUGGUGACUGCAUUCCAUUUCAUAUUUGAAUUCCUGGCCUUUAAAAAUGACAUAAGCUUUUGGAGGAAGAAGAAAAACAUGGUGGGCAUGUCUCGAAAAGCAGUGCUGUGGAGAUGCUUUAGCACCAUAGUGAUUUUCCUGAAAAUGCUGGAGGAACGAAGCAGCUUGCUAGUUCUCAUUCCUGUUGGAAUAGGAAUCAUAAUUGAGGUAUGGAAGGUCAAAAAGGUUUCCAAAAUACAGCUACAGUGGAGAACGUCUAGGUCUAUAGUUCAUGUUGGUAAAUUUGAUGAAUCAGAGAGAAAGACUACACAACAUGACACACAGGCAAUGAAAUGCCUGUCUUAUUUAGUGUACCCUCUGUCUAUUAGUGGAUCCAUCUUCUCUCUGGUAUACCUGAGGUAUAAAAGCUACUAUUCAUGGUUAAUCAACAGCCUUGUCAGUGGGAUUUAUGCUUUUGGAUUCCUCUCUAUGGCUCCUCAGCUGUUCAUUAACUUCAAGUUGAAGUCUGUGGGCCAUUUGCAAUGGAACGUAUUGAUGUAUAAAGCAGUCAAUACAUUGGUCAACGAUGCCUUCGCCUGUGUCUUCAGCACACACCCAUCCCACCAGCUGGGCUGCUUCAGGGAUGAGGUUCUGUUUCUCGUCUACCUUUACCAGAGGAGGCUUUACUCUACAAACAAGACCAGAUGUCGUGAGUAUGGAUCAUGCCACCACAACCACAGGAAACUCAAAGCCCAAUGAUGACUGAGGUUAACACCAGAAAACAGAGUUGAAUGAAGGAAACAUACCUGCACAUGGUGGGGUUGUAAACAGCAUGGGAGAAUCUCUGAGGGUGCAGCGGGUUUAUUAUAAGCCUUUAGGAAAGUUUAUCAUUAGUUUUGUAAGUAGAGAAUACAGCUUAUUUUCUGUCAACCCUGUGUUGUUCAUCAUUAACCACUGAUAUUUCCAUGUGUUAUGUCUGACCUUAUGUAGCCUACUGAAGCAUGAACCUUGGGUUAUUUUUAGUGAUACAUAUUGAUUACUGCAUUGUUGGGUUUGGAGCUUGCAAGAAAGGCAUUUCACUGUACUUGUGGACAUGACAUUAAAAUUUGAAACAGGAAGCUACCCCUCGCCCUGCCUGCACUGCUCCAUAAUACCAGAUAUAACCAGUAUGUAGCCUACUGAAGCAUAAAACUACCCCUUGCCCUGCCUGCACUGCUCCAUAAUACCAGAUAUAACCAGUAUGUAGCCUACUGAAGCAUAAAACUACCCCUUGCCCUGCCUGCACUGCUCCAUAAUACCAGAUAUAACCAGUAUGUAGCCUACGAACAGGAAGCUACCCCUCGCCCUGCCUGCACUACUCCAUAUUGUCCACAAGGAGGCGGUGUUGUCAGCUCCUUGCUGUACGGUUUUCUGCUUGUUCUUUCAGUCUUCUACUUUCUGUUUGAGAAUAGUACAUGGACAGAUGGGUGCUAAAAGGGGGAAAUAGAAACAUGUACAAAAUAUGGAGUAACAUGAAGUACAGUGAACUCUGUAGCUCAGCUGGUAGAGCACGGCGCUUGUAACGCCAAGGUAGUGGGUUCGAUCCCCGGGACCACCCAUACAAAAAAAAAAAAAAAAAAAAUGUAUGCACGCAUGACUGUAAGUCGCUUUGGAUAAAAAGCGUCUGCUAAAUAGCAUAUUAUUAUUAUAUUAUAACUCCUGAUAAAUUCAAUGGCUUUGGACUGUAAUAUGUGAGAGCUAACUGGAACAUGCACAUAUCCUGUAUGUAUCCAUGAUGUAUUUGAAAUGGGACUAUUGAGCUACAAUGCACUAAUGGAGUUUUUGCACUUCUACAAUGCGCACUUAUCAGGAAUCAACUGUACUUUAAAUCAUGAUACUGUAAGGUCUUUUAAAAAUGAAGUAGAAAGGCUAGCGUGAUGUUUUUGAAUCACAUUUGUCUACUAGGGUUUAGGGAAUGCCUUUCCUCUUUGAUUCAAUUAUGACAAUUACAUGAUUUACCUGUA